AUGGCAGAGAAUCUCAUUGUUCUCCUCGUUGGAAAGGGUGCGCGGGAACAUGCCCUUGCCUGGAAGUUGAGCCAGGCGCCGUCAGUCAAAAGGGUGCUCGUCUUUCCUGGGAAUGCGGGAACAGAGCAAGGUCACCCCAAAGUCUCGAACCUCGAAACCAAUUUUGAGGCAACAGACUACCGUCAACUAGCUGAGCUUGCGACAGAAAUCGGAGUUGGUCUCGUUGUUGUUGGGCCUGAUGACGCUGUCGUGGAUGGCAUCGAGGGCUUCUUCAAAGACGUGGGCAUCCCAUGCUUUGCUCCAACAAAAGAAGCGGCUGAGCUCGAGGGAUCCAAGACUUUCGCAAAAGAUUUUAUGGCCAAGUACAACAUUCCUACUGCCGCAUAUCGGAACUUUGACGACAUCGAGAGCGCAAAGACCUACGUCAAGGAGGCAGACCAUCGAGUCGUCAUCAAAGCCGACGGCCUCGCCGCUGGAAAAGGAGUUGUGCUACCUGAAACAAAGCAGGAGGCAUUGUCCGAGCUCGACAGCAUCAUGAAAGCUGAUGGAAAGUUUUCGGCUGCUGGCUCUUCUGUAGUGAUUGAGGAGUUCAUGGAGGGAGACGAGAUCAGCAUCCUGACCUUUAGCGAUGGCAAGACUUUCCGAUCUCUUCCUCCAGGACAAGAUCAUAAGCGCGUCUUUGAGGGAAACAAGGGGCCAAACACUGGAGGCAUGGGCGUCUACUCGCCAGUCCCUUUUGCAACUCAGGAUGUCCUGGAUGAGAUUGACAGGUCCAUCCUACAGCCCACGUUCGACGGACUUGAAAAGGAGGGGCGCCCCUUUGUUGGGCUUUUGUUCACAGGUGUCAUGAUCACGCCCCAUGGGCCCAAGGUCAUCGAGUACAACGUGCGGUUUGGUGACCCAGAAACGCAGAGCGCCAUGAUGCUCCUCUCGGAAGAUACAGACCUCGCUGCUGUUCUUCUCGCAUGUACCUCAGGAACUCUUGGUCAAGCCAACUUGAGCAUGCGCUCAGGCUUCGCAUGCAAUGUGGUUGUUGCUUCUCAGGGGUACCCAGGGAGGUAUGUAACAGGAGUGCCAAUCACUCUCCAAACGUGCCCCAAGUAUGUUCAAGCUUUCCAUGCCGGUACUUUCAGAGACAAAAACGGCCGUUUGAGAACUGGCGGGGGGCGCGUCUUCUCUGUCGCCGCCUGGGGAAGUACCCUCCAGGAGGCCGUUGAGACCGCAUACGAGGGUACAAAGAGUGUUCACUUUGACGGCAUGUUUUCGCGAAAGGACAUUGCUUCUCGGUGA
Molecule: messenger RNA, 1290 nt
Organism: Fusarium keratoplasticum
Lineage: Eukaryota; Fungi; Ascomycota; Sordariomycetes; Hypocreales; Nectriaceae
Product: Phosphoribosylamine--glycine ligase
Exons: 2
Coding region: 1-1290 (429 amino acids)
Biological process (GO): purine nucleobase biosynthetic process
Molecular function (GO): ATP binding; metal ion binding; phosphoribosylamine-glycine ligase activity
Source: RefSeq, a predicted model, not a curated record